ACUUGCCACUCAUUGCCAGUUCCUUCUGCGAAACAGUUCUGAAUUCCUUAGGGUUCCAUUUUUUCGCAUUUUUUUCGGCAAAAUCGUGGCACGCUUUGCCGCUGUAUGCUUUAAUUAAAAUGUAAUCAAAUUUUAACGAAUCAAACGUGCUCGGAUGGAUGACAUAAUUGUUUUACAAAUCCGCAAAUCUAAAAUAAUCUGCGCGCUAGAAGAUGGGUAAUGCGGUUGUGACUUUUUCACAGGAGCAGCUGGAAGAAUAUCAAGAUGUGACCUACUUCAAUCGUAACGAAAUUUUAAGCAUAUACAGAAGAUUUAAAAGUUUGGCGCCGGAUGAUGUUCCUAUGGUUAUGACGCGCGAAAUUGCUCAGAAUUUCCGGCUAUCGCGGGAUGACCUGGAACAACUACCGGAACUGAAAGAAAACCCUUUCAAACGACGCAUCCUUGCGGUGUUCAGUGAGGAUGGUUCAGGAAAUCUAUCGUUCAACGACUUUUUGGAAAUGUUUUCCGUGUUUUCUGAACGAGCUACAAAAGAGCACAGAGCAUUCUACGCUUUUAAAAUUUAUGAUUAUGACGACGACGGUUUUCUGGGAAUUUCGGAUGUGAAAAAGACAGUGCGAGCGAUGACGCGGGAUAACCUUGACGACGAAGAACGCUCCAAGAUUGCGGAGAGCGUUAUGAAAGAGUGCAAUAUGGAUGAUAAUUCGGCAAUAUCUUUUUCGGAGUUUGAAAAUGUUGUUUUAAAAGCCGCUGUAUUUGAGUUAACAUUUCAUAUCCGCCUUUAAUAAUUUGACGAGCGAAACAAUCCAAAAUCUCUGAUGCUUACCGUAUUUAUUCCCGUGUCAAAUAUCUUAACUAUAACAUACCGGUAAGUUGGUAUCUGUGCGUUACAGACUACCAAACAUGUGUUCCAGUGCACAAAUUUACUCUGUAUGUUCUAAGUUACCGCAAUGGAUGCGAAACUCAUUCGACAAUCAACAUUGAUAUUAUU
This is a messenger RNA of Paramacrobiotus metropolitanus, 988 nucleotides long. Its product is annotated as calcium and integrin-binding family member 2-like. Bases 213 to 782 code for a protein of 189 amino acids. Gene Ontology annotation, molecular function: calcium ion binding. The transcript is spliced from 2 exons. Lineage: Eukaryota; Metazoa; Tardigrada; Eutardigrada; Parachela; Macrobiotidae. The record is from RefSeq and is a predicted model, not a curated record.